Molecule: messenger RNA, 2452 nt
Organism: Drosophila obscura
Lineage: Eukaryota; Metazoa; Arthropoda; Insecta; Diptera; Drosophilidae
Product: antigen 5 like allergen Cul n 1
Exons: 4
Coding region: 1187-1990 (267 amino acids)
Source: RefSeq, a predicted model, not a curated record
AAGCGGCCCGCUCGUCUCGUCCCGCUCUCCGACUCCGUCUCCAUUUCGAGACUGGUUUGGCACACAAAACUUUCGUUUGUUAUUAACCAACAGAGAUCGUAAAGAGAUCUUCAAAGAUCUACCUCGAGUAUGCAAAUCUCGGCUUCAAGUUGAUUUGUGUGCAGAACUUAUUGAUUUGUUCUUUUUCUUUGUGAUUGGAAACCUGUCCCGUCUGGCAGUCGCUAAAUGCCCGGCACGGCACAUGUGUGCUGCAACCAGAAAGCAAACAAAGAUAUUAUUAGCUUUUUUUUCGAAACUCACCCAUUGGGUCAAUGUCAGUGGCGAAGCCCCAGAAGCCUAGAAUCACAGAGAGCCAGAGUCACUGAACUGCUGGAGACGCCCACGCCGAGUCGAUCGGCGAUGAGUGGAAUGGAGUGGAGUCUGAAUGAAUGGAGUCUUCCCAGAAGCAUGAGAUUUGGUUGGAUAACAAGGUUUUAACGGGGGAUGAUAGAGUAUUAAGAGAAUCACUGAAAUCACUGAAACACACUCCCAAACAAUAGAUAAACCUUUUCAACUCUCUUAUUUCUUUGAGCAUCUUGAACUUCGCUCAACUCUGGAUUUAUGGCCUAGUUUGAUGGGUUCUUUCAGGCCUAGAUUUGGCUGAGGCUUAACUUACAGUGGAACCUCUCAUGAGUCUACUAUAUAGGACUUGUGGCUCUACUGCCGACCCGUCUAUUAAGGGAUACUUGUAACCGAAAGGAUCCUAUCUAGGCCUGAACUCCACUCAACUUUUGGGCUUUGCUUUAUGGGCGAGUUUUCCUAGAAGUCGUGCGCCGAGUCCGCGACUUUCGGUGUGAACGCUCUUCAGAGGUGGAGACCGAGACAGAGACGGCGACAGAGACAAAGACAAACAUCGAGACGCCGGCCAGAAAAUGGAAAUGAUUCAUAAAACGUCGCUUGACCUGUCUCAAGCAACGCGGGACGGUGGCUGGUCAGUGCAGCUGCGGUUUUCGGAACCGCGGAAUCGGCAUCGGAUUCGGUCCCCCACUCCGAGCCGCACUCCGAACCGCGUUGGAAAACAAACAGCAAACGCUGCCAAAAAUAAACCCCAAAAUUAAAGCGCGGCACCAAAUUAAAAUUUCUGAAUAAAUAUCGCCUUGGAGGCGGUCAGGAUCUGCACUUGCGAUUGCAUUGACAUCCGGAGAACAUGGAGCCUGGGAAAUAUCUGCUGAUCAGCGUUCUGCUGAUGCCUCUGAUGCUGAUGGCGGUGACCGUGUUCGGACAGCCGCUGUCCUGGUGCGAUCCGCAGCUCUGUCCGGAGGGCAAGGUGCACAUAGCCUGCAACAACAACGGAGAGUUCCAUGAGAGCUGCCCGGAAGAUGCCACCAUGGUCAACCUGAAGCCGCACCGGGCGUUCAUCCUGAAUGAGCACAACAAGCGGCGCAACUUCAUUGCCUCGGGCUCGCUGCCGGGCUACUAUCCGGCCACGCGGAUGGCCACCAUGGUGUGGGACGAGGAGCUGGAGUAUCUGGCGACGCUCAACCUGAAGACCUGCUAUCUGGAGCACGAUGACUGCAACCACUCGUUCCGCUUCCGGAAUCUGGGUCAGAACCUGUGCGGCGUGGAUCGCUAUCGCAGUGCCCCAAUGAAUGUGACCAAUCUGGUGGAGCAGUCGCUGGGUCUGUGGUUCGGGGAGCACCAUGUCAUCGACAGCAGCUUCAUCACCGACUUCCGGGUGACCAGCAAACUGGAGAAGUACGGGCACUUUGUGGAGACGGUGGUGGACAGGAACACCCAUGUCGGCUGCGCCAUGAUGCGCUUCACCAACCCCAAGUACCCCUUCCUCUACAUCUACAACACGGCCUGCAACUACGCCAGCGUCUAUGCCAUCGGCGUCCCCGUCUACAAUGCGGGUGUACCCGCCUCCGAUUGCCUCACGGGCCACAAUCCGCAGUACCCUGCCCUCUGCUCCGUGAAGGAGAUAUACAACCCAAACUACAAUAUAUACUAGAACUGAACCCCAAACUCUUCUUCGCUUUUGUUUUCCCUGCUACUGCGACGAUCAUCUGUUUCUGAUUGAUACGUCAAGUUCUGUUUAUUCCGUUCCGGCUGCUAAAUUUGGCUGGGUGUUAAUUUCCAGUUCCGAUCAGACAGGCUGGCUGGCCGGCAGGGAGUAAUUUAUAAACCUUAACGGAAACAGUCCGAAGCGGUUCUCGCACAGUGGAGCAGUCUUUGGGGAAGUUCCAUUGGAUGUGCCAUAAGUGGCAUAUGUACGAUAUAUUAAUUAAAGUCUAACCCAAAGAACGUCAAUUAAGUCACAGUCGAGUUAUCAUACAAAAUUGGAUAUACUAUAAUUUUCCAAGCCCGAUUUUCGUUAAAUUUCCUGUGCAAAUAUAAUCAACUCAGUCCCAAUGUACUUUCAGUUAAAUUUCCCGCCGGCUUGAAUGUGAGUGACCUAUCCUGCUGCAUUCAU